Molecule: messenger RNA, 1585 nt
Organism: Arabidopsis thaliana (thale cress)
Lineage: Eukaryota; Viridiplantae; Streptophyta; Magnoliopsida; Brassicales; Brassicaceae
Gene: NCLPP7
Product: nuclear-encoded CLP protease P7
Exons: 2
Coding region: 139-864 (241 amino acids)
Biological process (GO): proteolysis
Cellular component (GO): chloroplastic endopeptidase Clp complex; mitochondrion; chloroplast thylakoid
Molecular function (GO): serine-type endopeptidase activity; ATP-dependent peptidase activity
Source: RefSeq, marked reviewed
UAAUUUUCCACUCCAAUAAACAAUUAAAAAAAGAAUAAAAAAGAGAGUAACUCUUUAAUAAAUCUGAAAUCCCUAAGCUCAAGACGAGUUUUCAUUUCUCGAGCAAUUUCACUCUUCCGAGAACAACCCUAGAUUCCGAUGAUGAGGGGUCUCGUUUCCGGCGCCAAGAUGCUAUCAUCAACCCCAUCGUCGAUGGCGACAAGCAUCGCCACUGGUAGAAGAAGCUACAGUCUGAUUCCGAUGGUUAUUGAGCACUCAUCGCGAGGAGAGAGAGCUUACGACAUCUUCUCUCGUUUGCUCAAGGAGCGUAUUAUCUGCAUCAACGGUCCCAUUAAUGACGACACAUCUCACGUCGUCGUCGCUCAGCUUCUUUACCUCGAGUCUGAGAAUCCUUCGAAGCCGAUCCAUAUGUAUCUCAAUUCCCCUGGCGGCCAUGUCACCGCCGGUCUUGCAAUUUAUGAUACUAUGCAGUACAUUCGUUCUCCUAUUAGCACAAUUUGUUUGGGUCAGGCUGCAUCAAUGGCUUCUCUUCUGUUGGCAGCGGGUGCCAAGGGGCAAAGGCGGUCACUUCCAAAUGCAACUGUUAUGAUUCAUCAGCCUUCAGGAGGAUAUAGUGGACAGGCUAAAGAUAUAACGAUUCAUACAAAACAGAUUGUUCGUGUGUGGGAUGCGUUAAAUGAAUUGUAUGUCAAACACACGGGUCAACCUCUUGACGUGGUUGCGAAUAACAUGGAUAGGGAUCAUUUCAUGACUCCUGAAGAGGCUAAGGCGUUUGGAAUAAUCGAUGAAGUGAUUGAUGAAAGACCGUUGGAGUUGGUGAAAGAUGCAGUUGGAAAUGAAAGCAAAGAUAAGAGUUCAAGUUAGGAAGUAACUGGUAAUCAAAGUAAUAAAUUUUCUUCUUUUCCUCUUACCAGUUUUGCUUUGAUCCUGUUAGAUUACUUUUUUCUAUGGAUGAAGUUAUGCUCUGAGGGCAUGAUCUCUCAAACUGUUUUUAUUCAUUCAUAAAUCAAUCAUGACUAUAUUUCUGAAAUCUUUUCCUCGCAUGUUUAGUGUUUACAGUCUCAUAUCUGAUUCAGUAAAAUGAAUAUUGGAUUAACGCUUGGCUUUGGGUCUUAAUUUUAUGUGCAGUUUGAUGCAUUGCAAAUCUUUGAUUUAUGCAUCAUUUUAUACUAACUAGAAAGUCUAAAAUGAUGAGAUUAUUGUCUAGUUUCAGAAACCCCAGUUCUAGUUGGUUAGUUUAUGUUAGAAGAUGGGGUUUGCUGUUUCCUUAUGCUCUUGAUCGAUGUUCUUCGGUUUCAUGUUUUUGCUUACCUCAUCAAGUCAAAGCCACAUCUAUUCUGAUUUGCCUCUUUUUAUAUAGAAGAAGUUAGAACACAUCAUAUUCUUGUGUUAACACUGGUCUUUGAUUAUGCUCUUUGAAUUAGGGACAGAAUCUUAAGAUCUUUAUGAAAAUUCUUGUACGGUGUUGUCUUGUCGUGUUGAGCUGAGCCUUCAAUUGCUAGUGUUUGCUUCUGUUACUCUGAAUUAUAUUUGGACAAUCUCACUCUAAUAAAAGUUUUUUAAAUACUAGCAGAAUUGUUAAUUU